Molecule: messenger RNA, 506 nt
Organism: Funneliformis caledonium
Lineage: Eukaryota; Fungi; Glomeromycota; Glomeromycetes; Glomerales; Glomeraceae
Source: the annotation of a GenBank genome assembly
UUCAAAAUAGUAGAUAUACAUCUCCAAUAUUACAUUCUCAUAAUAAUCCUUUUACUGAAGAUACUGAAGAUAAAAACGUUAUUAUUACUAAUGUUCCUCCAAGACUUUCAUCAUCAAAGAGUUUAGAAUUUGAUAUAUUUGUAAAUGACGUUAAUAUCUUAGAAAAAUUUAAAACUUAUAUUAAUGAAGCCAUAUUGCAUGCUAAUAACAAAAGCUUAUAUGUUAAGUCACAUACUUACAAAAUCUUAUCAUUAUCAUCUAUAUUUGUUUUGAUCUCAAAUUCCUAUUUGACAAAAAUGAUAGAGAAUUUUAAUGAUAGACCUAUCAGAUUUUUACCAUUUGAUAAAAUCAGAAAUAAACUAAGUAAAUUAACUUUAAUUACAAACUUUUUAAAUGGAAUUAUAAAGAAAGCAUUUCAUGACCUUGAUAAAUAUCUAAUACAAUGGUCAAACAUGACUCUUACAAAAAGUAAAAUAAGGAAAUUUGAUGGAUCAAGAAUGAAAUAG